Babesia microti strain RI is the source of this 357-nucleotide messenger RNA. RefSeq names its product conserved Plasmodium protein, unknown function. NCBI's taxonomy places the organism in Eukaryota, Apicomplexa, Aconoidasida, Piroplasmida, Babesiidae. The record is from RefSeq and is a predicted model, not a curated record. The transcript has 2 exons. Bases 1 to 357 code for a protein of 118 amino acids.
AUGCGCUAUCGAUUGUCGCCUAUACUUAACUUUCUGGGUGGGCUUGAAUCGCUUCACAUCGCAUAUUCUAACAAAAGGUUGGGUACUGCAGGCAUUGCUAGACGAAUGAUCAUUAUGACAACAGGAGAUGCAGUAAAAAAUAGGUUUCCGCAUUUAAAUGUAACUUGGGAGAUAUUAGAUUAUGAUUCACCAGCACGAAUAGAAGCUAAAACAUUGACUGGUAAAUUUGAAAGUUUUGUUAUAGAGGGCUUUGACAAGUCAAAGCGAGCAGAGAUUCUAGAUAAUUGGAAAUUUAACGCCUCAUUAGAUCCAUUUCAUGAGGUGUUGGCACCAAAAAUUCCAGAAUCUGCUGGAUAA